CGCGCUGCGCUGGGGUGCACGGUCGCGCCUGCGGUGGCUCGGGCUCCAGCUCUGCUCCGGCUCGUCUCCUGCUGCAGCUGCCGCGCCGCCGGCCCCACUCGGCUUGGAAUCCGGUCCCGGCGCCCUCGGCACAGCCCGCCCGGCCCCGGCCCCGCGGACCAUGCGCCGGGCGCACCCCGGGGAACCACACCGGGCCGAGAGCCCGCAAAGACGAGGCUCUCGGGCCGGGGCCCCUCCCGGCCGCCUGGCUCUCGACCUGCGCCCUGCCCCGAGUCCCGGCGCCGCGUGAGCCUGGGGGGCCAUGGAGCGCUCGCCGCCCGACGGGCCGCUGAACGCGUCCGGGGCACUGGCGGGCGAGGCGGCGGCGGCGGCGGCGGGUGGGGCGCGAGGCUUCUCUGCCGCCUGGACCGCGGUGCUGGCCGCGCUCAUGGCGCUGCUCAUCGUGGCCACGGUGCUGGGCAACGCGUUGGUCAUGCUUGCCUUCGUGGCCGACUCGAGCCUCCGCACCCAGAACAACUUCUUCCUGCUCAACCUUGCCAUCUCCGACUUCCUCGUGGGUGCCUUCUGCAUCCCGCUGUACGUGCCCUACGUGCUGACCGGCCGCUGGACCUUCGGCCGGGGCCUCUGCAAGCUGUGGCUGGUGGUGGACUACCUGCUGUGCACCUCCUCCGUGUUCAACAUAGUGCUCAUCAGCUACGACCGCUUCCUGUCGGUCACCCGAGCGGUCUCGUACCGGGCCCAGCAGGGUGACACGCGGCGGGCGGUGCAGAAGAUGCUGCUGGUGUGGGUGCUGGCCUUCCUGCUGUACGGGCCGGCCAUCCUGAGCUGGGAGUACCUGUCUGGGGGCAGCUCCAUCCCCGAGGGCCACUGCUACGCCGAGUUCUUCUACAACUGGUACUUCCUCAUCACCGCCUCCACCCUGGAGUUCUUCACGCCCUUCCUCAGCGUCACCUUCUUCAACCUCAGCAUCUACCUGAACAUCCAGCGGCGCACCCGCCUCCGGCUGGACGGGGCCCGCGAGGCGGCCGGCCCGGAGCCCCCGCCCGAGGCCCAGCCCUCACCGCCGCCGCCCGCGGGCUGCUGGGGCUGCUGGCAGAAGGGGCAGGGGGAGGCCGUGCCGCUGCACAGGUGCGGGGUGGGCGAGGCGGGCGCUGGCGCCGAGGCCGGGGAGGCGGCCCCCGGGGGCGGCGGGGGUGCGGGGGCCGCGGCCUCGCCCACCUCCAGCUCCGGCAGCUCCUCGAGGGGCACCGAGAGGCCGCGCUCGCUCAAGAGGGGCUCCAAGCCGUCAGCGUCCUCAGCCUCGCUGGAGAAGCGCAUGAAGAUGGUGUCGCAGAGCUUCACGCAGAGCUUCACCCAGCGCUUCCGGCUGUCGCGGGACAAGAAGGUGGCCAAGUCUCUGGCUGUCAUCGUGGGCAUCUUCGGGCUCUGCUGGGCCCCGUACACGCUGCUGAUGAUCAUCCGAGCGGCCUGCCACGGCCACUGCAUCCCCGACUACUGGUACGAGACGUCCUUCUGGCUCCUGUGGGCCAACUCGGCCGUCAACCCCGUGCUCUACCCGCUGUGCCACCACAGCUUCCGCCGAGCCUUCACCAAGCUGCUCUGCCCGCAGAAGCUCAAGCUGCAGCCCCACGGCUCCCUGGAGCACUGCUGGAAGUGAGCCCCGCCGCCACCCUCCACCCUGGUGUCCUGGGCAGCCCCCCCCGUGCCAUGGCAGCCUCUUUCGGGCCACCUGCCCUGCCGUGGAGGCAGCAUGUCGGGCUGGCCAGAGGGGCCAUCACUGGCUCCACUCGUGCGAGCGGCUGGCCCUGCCACCCACAUCCUGGCCCCACCCCAGGCAGGAAAGUCCAGGGGUCCCGGCCACGCCACCCACCCCACAGACAGUGCGACGGCCAGUGGUGUCUGCCCUUCACACAGCGCUCUUCCCAAACCAACGCCUGGUGUGCACCCGCCUCCUGCACGCACACACACCCGUGCUCACCCACACACUGGCCUCCCCAGACAAGCCCGGACGCCGCCCUUGCUGCUGCCUGUCUCUCGCUGAAGCCCGGGGCCUGGCUCCUCCGUCCCCCUCCCCUCCGGCUCUCUGUGCCACCCAGUGUCAAGUGGCCCGGGACCCUCGAAGCCGCUCUCCGCGGUUCCAUUCUGAGUGUUUCCAGGAGGAUGAAGAAGAAAACACGUCUGUGAACUUGAUGUUCCUUGGAUGUUUAAUCAAGAGAGACAGAAUCGCUGAGGAGCUCAGGGCUGGAUUGGCAGGUGUGGGCUCCCACGCCCUCCUCCCUCUGCCGCGCUUCCGGCUGAGCUGCACCAGCUGCUGCUGCCCGCUCCGCCCCCGGCCUGGGCGCGGGGCCCUGGUGGUCGAGAGCCGCCAGAGCCUGACCUUCCUCGGCCAGAGCCUGCCCCAGCCUUUCCAUUUGCUCAACCAGACUUCCUGGGGAUUACUGGGUAGGAGGGGACCGGCCGUGCCCUCAGGGUCCUGAGGCUGGCAGAGCGUCCGCAGGAGAGCAGGCCUGGGGGGCACCAGAGAGGGGCCACUUCCGUGUUCUGUGCACCCGAGCCAGGCACCCUGCAUGCGCCACGCCACGUGCCCGCUACGCACCCUGCAAACCCCGAGGUCACAAUAAAGUGUAUUUUUUUAUUGGUGCUGAUUCCUGA
Microcebus murinus (gray mouse lemur) is the source of this 2652-nucleotide messenger RNA. RefSeq names its product histamine receptor H3 (gene HRH3). The record is from RefSeq and is a predicted model, not a curated record. Gene Ontology annotation, biological process: chemical synaptic transmission; G protein-coupled receptor signaling pathway, coupled to cyclic nucleotide second messenger; adenylate cyclase-inhibiting G protein-coupled acetylcholine receptor signaling pathway. Lineage: Eukaryota; Metazoa; Chordata; Mammalia; Primates; Cheirogaleidae. Gene Ontology annotation, molecular function: histamine receptor activity; G protein-coupled serotonin receptor activity; G protein-coupled acetylcholine receptor activity. Gene Ontology annotation, cellular component: synapse; plasma membrane; dendrite.